UUAUUUAUUAAUGUGUAAACCUUUUAGCAGCAAUUAUCAUAUAGUUUAAAUUUAGAAUUAUUCAUGUUUAAUUCAAAUAGAAUUGUCAAUUUAGUUGAUCAAAAAACCUGAACGUCUUUUUGUGUCAAUUUGUAAUAAUUUAAUAUAAAAUAUAAAAUAUUUUAAGAAUUUUAAUAUUUUGUAUAUAAUUAUAAAGCAAUGUCUAAGGAAGGUAAUGAGGGUCCGCCGGAUGUACCACCCGAUGCUUUAGACACUGAAGAACCGGGUGAUACAGGUGUUCCGAAGGAGGGUCCUUCCGAGACACACGCAGAAGAUGUGGAGCACACUGCUGUAAAAAUAGACGAAGUUGUGAGGAGGAUUUCACGGAAGCAGUCCGUAUAUCCAGCUACACCUGGACCAUCAACACAAAUUGUAGAUAUAGACCGGACUGCUUUAGAUGCUAUUCUCGAUGUCUCUUCAAGAUUGAAAGACAUUCAGAAGAAAAGUAAAGUUUCAAUGAGUACUUUGGCUCUAGCUCAUGAAUCUUACAAGGACAAACAAGCAAAAGCGAAAGAAGCUCGCCAAAAUAGAAUAGGAGGAUUGAAGUCUCAGAGUAGGUUUCUAUUGGAAGUCGCAGCUUCGCUUUUAAAUAAAUCUGUCGAAUAUGUAUUGGAAGGUGUAUAUGAUGCGGAUCAUCAUAUUGAUAUUUUAGAUAGCGUUUUAGUUGAAGGGGGUAGGAGUUGUUGCGUUCUUUGUGACGCUGUUUUGCCACCUUUGAAAAUGGAGUCUGGAAGAUUUGUACCAAAUCAGAAAGGUAAGAUGGAAAGGACGUACAUUUCUGAUACAGCAACAAUAGGAACUGAAGGAAUGUGUGUAGCAAUGUACAGAAUAAAAAAUAAAACUGUUGAUAUGAAAUCAGUUGCGGAUGACUUCUUUUUGGUAAUUUUUGAUAUGAAUCAAGAAACUGAAAAUGUCGUGUCUGGUAUAUAUAAGACUAUGAAACGUGUAUACGUACCGGCUUUACAAGCGUGUAAGGCUUGGGGAGAUUUAAACCCUCCUAAUCCCAAAAGUGAAGAUAUUAUAAAAAGCUAUAUAUCCAAGAUCAUGCUGUUUAUUGACUAUCUAGCGAAAACCAAAAUCGACUUGGAUUGCUGUACGAAGUUUAAAAUAAACUUGGUACUUUAUGAAGAAGAAUUGGCUGAUCAGGAUAAAAUGAAAUUAGCGGUUACAAAAACACACGUCCUAGAAGAAAUUUGUUCUUUUGUGAAGCAGUGGGUCAAACAGAUAAUGAGGGUUUUAGUACAAAGUCAGCAGUUACGUCGAGAACCUUCCAAUAUUGGUCCUUUAGCUGAGUUGGAUCAUUGGCGGCGACAACUUACAUCAUUUACCUCAAUCAUAGAGCACAUCAAAAGCGACCCAUGUCAAAUGUAUAUUCAUACAUUGAUUCGAGCAAAAUCUAAGCUUAUCAAGAAAUGGCGACUCAUCGACAAUCAAGUGACUGACUAUUAUAAUGAAGCAUUCGAUAAUGUGAAAUAUUUAUAUGCCUUAGAAAAGUAUUGUGAACCACUUUAUAGGUGUGAUCCACUGACAAUGCAGCAGUUUAUUCCGGGCUUACUAUACACGGUUCGAAUGGUAUAUGCCACAUCGAGAUAUUACAAUACUACAAAACAAAUAUCCACCUUGCUUGUGAAGGUUACUAAUCAAAUUCUGAACAUGUGCAUGAAUUACUUGACAAAUGGCGAUAGAAAGACAAUCUGGAAUCAGGACAAACUCAGGUUUAUUAAAAAGGCUAAGUUGUGUUUGAAUCUCUAUAGCUUUUAUCGGGAAUGUUAUAACGAGACUCAAUUGGAAAUGAUGGAAGCCGCGGAUGAGCGACCGUUCGAUUGUUCCGAAAUGUAUAUUUUUGGAAAGUUUGAAACUUUCAAAAAAAGAUUGCUAAAGAUUGUCGAUCUUUUUCAAACGUAUAUAACUUAUUACGUUCUAAACAAGACUACACUCGAAGGUAUCGAGGAGUUUGCGGUAAAUUUUAAUAAACUCUUCAAAACCAUUUCCUCGAAAACUUAUGAUGCUUUGGAUCACAGACGACCUGAUUUUGACAAAGAUUACAAACUGUACAAAGACAGUGUAGCGACACAGGAAUUACUGCUGGAGAAUUUUAUGAUUACGAGCGUAAACAAAUGUCCAACAACAGAAAUCGCAUUACACCUACUGAACAGGUUUAAAAAGCUGGAACUUGACUGUUUGUACUUAGAAGACCAAUACUAUGAUUUAAUAAGCAAGUACACUGCUGAGAUUGAAUCUAUCCGUGACAGAUAUAACGAAGAAAGGGAAAAUCCUGAUCUUCCAAGGAAUAUGCCUCCAGUUUCAGGCAGAGUAAUGUGGAUACGUUUCUAUGAUAAAAAUAUUAAAUUCCCUAUGAAGGAGUUUAUGAAACAUCACGAAGUAAUCACACACAUGAAUACACAGAGGUGCAUUAAGUUGUUUAACGUAAUGUGCAUUGUUUUUACGGAAUUUGAAUAUAUUUAUCACUAUGCCUGGACUGAAAAUGUGGGACAGGUGAGAUUGGGUCUGGUGUCUCCUCUUCUCAUUCGUCAUCCAGUGACAAAUAGGUUCAUUGUGAACUUUAAUAUUUACAUACCUGAGUGCAUUCGGGAGGUUGAGUACAUGUGGCAGUUGGGCCUCAGUGUACCUGACACAGCCCAAAUUGUUGCUUUUUGCAAAGAAAAGAUAUUCGCUGACUAUGAACGAAUCAAAUAUUUGGUGGACCGAAACGAUCAAAUUAGAAGGAGUAUGCCAAAACUCUACCUACCUUUACUACGUGCGCAACUUGUCAAGUUGGACAGUGCUUUUCAGCCUGGUCUUUCUAUUAUAACUUGGACAUCUUUAGAAAUAGGUGCAUAUUGUGACAACAUUGAGCGAGUGUUAGACGAAGUGGAUCUUUUUGUUAAAGAGGUAGUGGAUUUGAAAGAAGCUCGUAUUGACGCUAUUUUACAAUCGAUAACUAAGACCUUAUUAGUGUAUCUCCCUGAAAAGGCAGUUGAUCCAAAUAUCUUUUACGAAGAAAACCUUAUAAGACGAGAUGAAAUAGCUACGGAUUUACAACAGAAGUCAUGGAAUGCAGAAAUUGCUGUUAUAGAGCUGAUAAAUAAAUUUUUGGACAGUGUCCCUUCUCAACAGAUACGGGACUUAAAAGAUAAUUGGUUGGACGUAGAUAAAGCUUUGAAGCAAGUCACAUCAGCUACAAGAGUGUUUCCAGAAGAUGCCGCUUUUAUGGAAAUCGAAAAUCCUGAUAGAUUUGAGCCUACACAUGCAAUUAACGAGUGUAAUGAACUAUUUGCAUAUUUCGCUACGAAGUGUUUGGAAUCCCUUAUUAAGUGCACAAGACAAAGUUUGGACAUAUUAAGAAAAAGGGCUUCAGUAUCUAGUUUUCUAACGAUGACUACUGAUCCUGAAGAACAAAAGAAAUUGAAACCACUCAUGUUGACCAUGAUGUUUUUGGAAAUACCGAAAAUAUUGAUAAAACCUACCCUAGAAGAGAUCCAAUCUGCAUUUUCACAGGUUGUGCUAAAUUGCAUAAUGGAUAUACAUCGUAACGUGUUCAUGUGGGGUCAACAAGAGAUGAUAAAAAAGGAGACGCUAAAGGGUCACUCGCUUACAGCUACUAGAAGUGUUACUGGUUCCAGAUCUGGUUCAAAUAUUGUGGGAAUCAGAAGCUAUUUCCGAAUGGUAUCAGAGCACAAGGAUAUUGUUCGGGCUGUAAUGGCGCUACAGGGAAUGAUGUAUAUGUUCAAACCAGAUAUUGCAAAAUUAUUAGAUGGCUAUACUAGAUUUUCUCAUUUAUGGGCUGAAGAUAGAGUGCAACAAGUCCAAAGCUUUGUCGAUACGAAUCCUUUGAAUGUUAUCAUCAGAGAUAUGUUCAAGAAAUAUGAAAAUCAAACCGAAGAAGUUCUAAACUUACCAGAGAAGCACAUUAUAGGAUCCAUUCAGAUAGAUAUGGAUAAAAUCAAAUUGGCUCUUCAUAUUGAGUCAGUGGAAUGGAAGAGAAUUUUGGGUAAACUACUGAGUCAAGCUUAUAAAGACAGGGUACUUAAGUUGAUGCAGUUUAUAAAAGACCGUAUGAAAACCAUGAGUAAGAAAAUUAAAGAUUUAGAUGACGUCAGAGUUGCUAUGUUAUGCUUGGAAAUGAUUCGAGAGGAAUUUAUUGGAAUGGAUGUAGAAUUAGAUCUUAUCGAAGAGAGUUACGGUACUUUUCAACAAUUCAAUAUUGAUAUACCUAAAGAGGACGCUGAUAUGGUAUAUGGUUUGCGUUAUGCCUUCCAAAAUAUGUUGUCGACGGCUGCACAAGUUCAGCAAAGGAUAGUUGAUAUGCAAGGUCCCCUUCAAAAGGAACUAAACGAAGGCGUUGCAGCUUUUAAUACAGAUGUGCUUAAAUUUGAUGCUGACUACGAAGCAUGGGGACCUAUGACACCCGGACUAACAGCGCGAGAGGCUAGCGAUAGGGUUAUUAUGUUCCAAUCACGAUUCGACGAAUUGUGGCGUCGAUUCGAAAUGUACUCGAGUGGUGAAAAAUUAUUUGGAAUGGAAGUUAAGGAUUAUCCAAUACUUCACCAGAAGAAGAAGGAGUUUAAUUUGCUUAGCAAACUGUAUAGCCUUUAUUUGUCGGUGAUGAAUUCUAUUGAUGGGUAUUUUGAAACCCCAUGGGUGGCGAUUGAUAUUGAGCAAAUAGUUUCGCAAUUGGCAGAUUUCGACCUAAGAUGUCGAAAGUUACCAAGAGGAAUGAAAGAUUGGCCCGCAUAUAUUGAUUUGAAGAAUAAGAUCGACGACUUUAAUCAAACUUGUCCUUUACUGGAAUUGAUGGCUGAUAAAUCGAUGAAAGACAGACAUUGGAAGCGAUUAGAAAAUCUAAUGAAUUGUGUCUUAGAUGUAGAAUCGGACACAUUUACUUUAGCAAAUGUCAUGGAAGCUCCGUUACUGAAGUACAAAGAGGAUGUAGAAGAUAUAUGUAUAAGUGCAGUAAAAGAAAAAGAUAUAGAAGCGAAACUAAAGCAAGUUAUAGCUGAUUGGGCAGUUGUAGACCUUACCUUCGCACCGUUUAAAAAUCGAGGGGAACUGCUAAUUAAACCUCAAGAGACGCUUGAUAUUAUAACAAUGCUCGAAGACUCGUUGAUGAUUUUAAAUUCACUGGCUUCUAAUAGAUAUAAUGCGCCAUUUAAGAGGGACAUAUUAUUAUGGAUAAACAAAUUAGUUGGUACCACAGACAUUUUAGAGAAGUGGCUUCAGGUUCAAAACUUGUGGAUGUAUCUGGAAGCUGUGUUUGUUGGUGGAGAUAUUGCUAAACAGUUGCCGGCCGAAGCGAAGAGAUUUGCGACUAUAGACAAGACUUACGUUAAAAUAAUGUAUCGUGCACGAGAUAUAGUGAAUUGCGUGGAAACAUGUGUGUCAGAUGAUACUUUAAAACAACUACUACCGCAUCUGAUAGAACAACUCGAGGCUUGUCAAAAAUCCCUCACGGGAUAUCUGGAGACAAAGCGACUUAUCUUUCCGAGAUUCUUCUUUGUAUCGGAUCCUGUACUUCUGGAAAUUCUUGGACAAGCGUCCAAUCCUCAUUCUAUUCAGCCACAUUUACCAAGUAUAUUCGAUGCUAUAUACACGGUCGAUUUUGACGAUAAAGAUCGAAUAAUAAAUAUGAAUUCUGAUAAUGGGGAGUCUAUUCCUUUGGACAGACCCGUUAAUUGCAUUGGUGGAGUUGAGAUAUGGCUUAAUACUUUGUUGGACACGAUGAAAGAUACUGUCAGAAACAUUAUCGCUAACAUUGCGCAAACAAUGGCAGGCGAUCCAGAAUUUGAAUUUUUGGUUGGUUUUUGGAAUUUUCCUGGACAGGCAAGUCUUUUGGGAAUGCAAAUAUUGUGGACUAGUGAUGCAGAGUAUGCUUUGAAGAAAGCAAGAGUUGAUCGCUUUAUUAUGAGGUUAACUAAUCAAAAGAAUUUGGAUUUACUAAAUGGGCUGAUUGAUCAAACUGUUAAAGAUUUAGCGCCUCUGGAUCGAACCAGAGUUGAAACUAUGAUUACGAUUCAUGUGCAUCAAAGAGAUAUAUUUGACGAUCUUGUGAAAAUGAGAAUCAAGACGCCAGCCGAUUUCGAAUGGCAGAAGCAAGCUCGUUUCUAUUAUUUCGAAGAUAGUGAUGACUGCAUUGUUUCUAUUACUGAUGUCGAUUUUCUAUACCAGAACGAGUACUUGGGUAUAACUGAGCGACUUGUAAUUACUCCACUGACGGAUCGUUGCUAUAUUACACUAUCGCAAGCGAUAGGCAUGAGCAUGGGAGGUGCACCCGCUGGACCAGCUGGUACUGGCAAGACCGAGACCACUAAAGAUAUGGCGAGAACAUUGGGCAAAUUGGUCAUAGUAUUUAACUGCUCAGAUCAAAUGGACUUUAGAGGAUUGGGUCGUAUAUACAAAGGUUUGGCUCAAUCUGGAACGUGGGGUUGCUUCGACGAAUUCAAUCGUAUUGAGUUGCCUGUCCUUUCUGUGGCAGCUCAGCAGAUUUAUAUUUGUCUGACAGCCAGAAGACAGAAGAAAGACUUCUUUAUUUUUAGUGAUGGAGAUACAGUAAGUUUGAAUCCGGAAUUUGCGUUUAUUAUUACAAUGAACCCUGGAUACGCUGGAAGACAAGAGUUACCAGAAAAUUUAAAGAUUCAGUUCCGUUCAGUGGCCAUGAUGGUACCUGAUAGACAAAUUAUUAUCAGAGUGAAGUUGGCCAGUUGUGGUUUUAAGGAAAAUAUUUUAUUAGCCCGAAAGUUCUUUACUUUAUACAAGCUUUGUGAAGAGCAAUUGUCGAAACAAGUACAUUACGAUUUUGGACUUCGUAAUAUUUUGUCAGUAUUAAGAACAAUGGGUUCACAGAAGCGGGCAAAUCCAGAAAGUACAGAAGAAAACAUUAUGAUGAGAGUAUUGAAAGAAAUGAAUGUAUCAAAACUUGUUGAUGAAGACGAGCCAUUAUUCGUUUCUCUAAUUGAGGAUUUAUUCCCUGGUAUUAAACUAAGUCAGACAUCACACAAGGAAAUGCAGCGCGCUAUUAAUAUAGUAACAGAGCGAACGGGCUUAGUAAAUCACCCGGAAUGGAAUUUAAAGAUUAUUCAAUUGUAUGAAACGUCACUGGUACGACAUGGACUAAUGACAAUGGGGCCAACUGGAUCUGGAAAAACAACAUGCAUCCACACUUUGAUGGCAGCCCUGACAGAAGUUGGUAAACCUCAUAGAGAAAUGAGAAUGAAUCCAAAAGCUAUCACAGCUCCACAAAUGUUUGGCCGAUUAGAUGUUGCGACCAACGAUUGGACGGAUGGUAUAUUUUCUACUUUAUGGCGAAGAGCUUUGAAAGUCAAGAAAUCAGAUACCACUUGGAUUGUUUUAGAUGGCCCAGUAGAUGCUGUGUGGAUUGAAAAUUUAAAUUCUGUAUUAGAUGACAAUAAAACAUUAACAUUAGCAAAUGGCGAUCGUAUUUCAAUGGCCCAAAAUAGUAAGCUAGUAUUUGAGCCUGACAACGUCGACAACGCCUCGCCUGCGACUGUCAGUCGAAUGGGCAUGGUCUUCUUAUCUUCUUCCGUAUUAAAGUGGCAGCCGAUCUUAGAAGGAUGGCUUAAAACAAGACCGCAAAAAGAAGCAGACGUAUUUAGAACUGCUUUUAAUAAAGUGUAUGAUGAUGUCCAUUCUUUUGUACAACAAAAACUACCCGCUAAGAUGAAGUUGCUAGAGGCUAUUUACAUUAGGCAAUGUAUUGACGUUCUAAUGGGAUUAUUGCAAAUAGAAAUUCCUGGUGGCAAACUACACACUGAUCGCCAUUUGGAAAGAUUAUUUGUGUUUUCAAUGAUGUGGUCACUGGGAACAGCGUUAGAAUUAGACGCCCGUUUCCGUAUGGCCGAAUUUAUGACAAAACUGCCAGUUCGUAUGGAUUGGCCCGGGGCUCGAUCCAAGGAGUGGGUUAUGCCUUUCGAAUAUAUGGUCAACGAAGUCGGCCAAUGGCAACACUGGUCUGAAAGCGUAGAAGACUUCUAUUACCCACCAGAUACCGUACCUGAAUAUGCUUCUAUAUUGGUUCCUAAUAUUGAUAAUGUUUGUAUAUCAUUCCUAAUUGAUACGAUUGCUAAACAAAAUAAAGCAGUUCUAUUAAUUGGUGAGCAAGGAACCGCUAAAACUGUAAUGCUUAAGAGUUACAUGUCGAAAUAUGAUAGUGAAGUCAAACUGUAUAAGAUGAUAAACUUCUCAUCUGCUACCACUCCAAACAUGUUCCAGCGGAUAAUUGAGUCUUAUGUUGAAAAAAGAGUGGGAAUGACCUAUGGACCACCAAGCGGAAGGUCCAUGACAGUCUUUGUAGAUGACAUCAACAUGCCUGUCGUCAACGAAUGGGGUGACCAGGUUACUAAUGAAAUAGUGCGUCAAAUGAUGGAAUGUGGAGGAUUUUACUCUUUAGAUAAACCUGGAGAUUUUAUUAUAAUUGCUGACAUACAAAUGUUUGGAGCAAUGAUUCAUCCUGGUGGUGGGCGAAACGACAUUCCACCACGGUUGAAACGCCAAUUUAAUAUAUUUAAUUGCACUUUGCCAAGUACUGUUUCAAUGGAUAAAAUAUUUGAAACCAUAAGUGCUGGUUACUUUUGCAAGACGCGAUUUGAUAAAAAGAUAGUCGAUUUCAUGCCAAGGUUGGUUCCCGUUACGCGAAUAAUAUGGCAACAGACAAAAAUUAAAAUGUUACCAACACCGGCGAAGUUUCACUACGUGUUUAAUCUCAGGGAUUUGUCUCGAAUUUGGGAAGGUAUUCUCACUAUCAAGCGAGAAGAAUUGCAAUCUAUCAAAACUGCACUUAAGUUGUGGUUCCACGAGUGUUUGAGAGUCAUUUCAGAUAGGUUCACGACAUUCGACGAUAAAGAUUGGUUUGUGGCCAACUUUUGGAAAACUGCUACCCAAGAAUUGUCGGAUGUGAUUAACGAAUUUCCCGAAGAGGAGACGUACUUCGUUAAUUUCUUGAGAGAACCGGUCGAUCCUACGGGAGACGAAGAGGAAGACUUUAGCACUGAUGCACCUAAAAUAUACGAGGAACUUCCUUCUUGGGAGUUCGUGCUAACGAAACUAGGUCAAUUCCAAGAUCAAUUCAAUGAGCAAAUUAGAGGAGCUCAUUUAGAUUUGGUGUUCUUCCAUGAUGCGAUGGUCCACUUAUUUAUAAUAUCGAGAAUUAUCAAUACAGCACGUGGAAAUGCUUUGCUCGUAGGCGUCGGAGGCUCUGGUAAACAAAGUUUAACUAAGUUGGCAACGUUUAUUGCAAAUUUCUCAUUUUAUCAAAUAACAUUAACGAGGGCGUAUAACGUGAAUAAUUUUAUGGACGACAUAAAAAUUUUGUACCGAAUGGCUGGUCUUCAGGGACAAGGUGUUUCGUUCAUAUUUACGGACAAUGAUAUUAAAGAUGAACAAUUUCUUGAAUUUCUGAAUAAUAUUUUGAGUUCUGGUGAAAUUGCUAACCUUUUCCCAAAGGAUGAAUUGGAUGAAAUACUUAAUGAACUAAUGCCGAUAAUGAAGAAAUACGCUCCAAAACGAAUUCCGGUUCCCGAUGUAUUAUAUGAGUACUUUAUCAUGCGCUCAAGAGCAAAUCUGCACGUUGUUUUAUGCUUCUCGCCGGUCGGCGAGAAAUUCCGAAGUAGAGCAUUAAAAUUCCCAGGUCUAAUAUCUGGAUCAACAAUGGAUUGGUUUCAAAAAUGGCCCAGAGAGGCGUUGAUCGAAGUAGCGCAUCAUUUCCUUUGGGAUUUUAAUGUGGUGUGUUCUACUGAAACGAAAACUCAGUUGAUAGAGAUAAUGGGAAUGGUACAAGAUAACGUUGCUGAUACAUGCACAAUGUAUUAUGAAAAGUUUAGAAGGCAGACACACGUCACUCCUAAGUCUUAUCUAUCCUUCCUCGAAGGGUAUAAAGUGUUAUAUAAGGAGAAGCACAUGCAGAUAGCUGAAUUAGCUCGAAGAAUGACAACGGGAUUGGACAAAUUGGUUGAAGCGGCAGCGAGUGUCGAUGAGCUUAAGAAAGAGCUAGAAGUCAAAGAAUUAGAAAUAAAGGAAGCAACGGCUAAAGCGGAAGAAGUACUGGCUGCUGUAGCAGAAUCGGCAGCUGCGGCUGAGGUAGUUAAAGCUGAGGUAUUGGCGGUGAAAGACCGUGCCGUGAAACUCGUGAGUGUAAUUGCUGCAGAAACUGCUGUUGCUGAAGAAAAACUCGCAGCCGCUAAGCCAGCUCUGGAUGCUGCUGAAGCAGCGUUACUGACAAUUAAUGCAGCAGAUAUUGCGACGGUUCGAAAAUUGGGCAAGCCACCGUACCUUAUCACAUUGAUCAUGGAUGCUGUCAUACUUCUAUUUAGGAAGCGCAUUGACCCAAUCAGACCUGAUCCAGAAAAACAAUUUCUUACUGCGUCUUGGGCUGAGUCUUUGAAAGUCAUGGCAGAUGCGAGAUUUUUGAAUAAUUUAAAAUUUUAUCCUAAAGAUGAAAUUAAUGCGGAAAUGGUAGAUUUAUUGCAGCCUUAUUUUAGUUUCAGUCAAUAUACGUUUGAAGCGGCUAAGAUAGCUUGCGGAAAUGUUGCUGGCUUGAUAUCAUGGACCAUUGCUAUGGCACAAUUUUACUCGGUAAACAAAGAUGUGCUGCCAUUAAAAGCUAAUCUAGCUGUGAUGCAAGGCAAGUAUCAAGCAGCCAAACGAGAACUUGAAGCUGCUGAAGCAUUAUUGGAGGCAAAAGAGCGAGAACUAGGUGAAGUACAGCGUCAGUUUGAAGAGGCGAUGUCAUUGAAGCAAGCAGUGCUAGACGACGCUGCUAAAUGUCAACAGAAAAUGGACGCCGCAACUGCGCUUAUCAACGGUCUCAGUGGUGAACGAAUUCGCUGGACAGAACAAUCUGCUCUUUUCAAAUCCGAGAUCGAGAGACUUGUUGGUGAUAUUCUAUUGCUUACUGGAUUUUUGUCGUACACUGGACCCUUUAAUCAAGAGUUCAGAUUACUUUUAAUACAAAAUUGGCUGCAUGAGUUACUAAGAAGAAAAAUACCCGUUUCUAUGAACUUGAGCAUCACUGAUCAGCUGACAGAUGCUGCUACGGUUGGUGAUUGGAACUUAUGUGGAUUGCCGACAGACGAGUUGUCAGUACAGAACGGUAUUAUUGUGACGAAGGCUUCUCGAUUCCCAUUACUCAUCGAUCCACAGACGCAAGGAAAGAUUUGGAUUAAAAACAUGGAGAAGUUUAACGAUCUCAUCGUCACUACACUCAAUCAUAAAUAUUUUAGAAACCACGUUGAAGACUGCGUAUCUCUCGGUAGACCAAUGUUGAUUGAAGACGUUGCCGAAGAGUUAGAUCCAGCUUUGGAUAAUAUUUUGGAGAAAAAUUAUAUAAAAAUUGGUUCUUCUUACAAAGUGAAGUUAGGUGAUAAAGAAAUAGAUGUAACUGCGGGUCAUAAAAUUUAUAUAACUACAAAACUACCAAAUCCUGCUUACACUCCGGAAAUAUCGGCUCGGACUUCUAUUAUAGAUUUUACGGUCACCAUGCAAGGUCUAGAAGAUCAAUUAUUAGGACGUGUAAUUUUAACGGAGAAAGCAGAGAUGGAAGCGGAACGAACCCAGUUGAUAAUGGAUGUGACGGCCAACCGGCGAAAAAUGCAGGAGCUGGAAGAGAACCUAUUGCACAAGCUGACUACCAUACAAGGAUCAUUAGUAGAAGACGUGUCUUUGAUACAAGUUUUGAACAUCACAAAAGCUACAGCUACUGAGGUUAAGGAAAAGUUAGACGGUGCAAAAGAAACUGAACAGAAAAUUAACAUUGCACGUGAAGAGUUCCGUCCAGUUGCGACUCGUGGUUCAGUUUUAUACUUCCUGAUCUGCAACAUGUCGCUUGUGUGCAACAUGUACCAGACGUCAUUGGCGCAAUUUUUGGAAAGAUUCGAUAUUUCCAUGGAACGAUCUCCGCCAAGCCCAAUUACGUUUAAAAGAAUUGCUUUCAUCAUUGAGUAUUUGACUUACGAUGUGUGGAAGUAUAUAAGUCGAGGCUUUUAUGAAAAACAUAAGUACCUGUUUACGUUAUUGCUUACUCUUAAGAUAGAUCUACAAAGAGAAUACAUAUCGUAUGAAGAAUUUCAAACGUUUAUAAAAGGAGGUGCAGCGCUAGAUUUGAAUGCUUGCCCUCCAAAACCAUUUAAAUGGAUAACUGAUAUGUCUUGGCUGAAUCUGGUCCAACUGUCCAGCUUAAGACAAUUUACAAAUAUACUCGAUCAAGUAACAAACAAUGAAAAGGGUUGGAAGAAUUGGUUUGACAAAGAAGCUCCUGAAGAUGAACCAUUACCUGAUGGAUAUCAGACUUUAGAUGUCUUCAGAAAGCUUUUAGUCGUCAGGUCGUGGUGUCCUGAUCGAGCGCUGGCACAGAGUUUGAAAUAUGUCAUACAUUCGAUGGGAUCGAAAUUUUCUGAAGCCGUUAUCGUGAAUUACGAGCAAAUGGUAAUUGAAUCGCGUCCUCUGGUACCGCUCAUUGGAUUCCUCUCUAUGGGUUCGGACCCAACGCCAUCUAUUGAGCAAACUGCAAAGAAGUUGGAGUGUCUCUGUUCCUCUAUAUCAAUGGGCCAAGGACAGGAGGUCCAUGCGAGAAAACUGAUUGAUAGAGCUCUUAAAGAGGGAUUGUGGGUGUUGCUUCAAAACUGCCACCUUGGUUUAGAAUAUAUGGUCGAAGUGAUGGAGCAGUUCGGAGAGUUGGAGAAGGAUCCAGAAAAAGUACACGAAACAUUUAGACUUUGGAUUACAACUGAAGUUCACGAUAAAUUUCCUAUAACAUUAUUACAAAUGUCUAUCAAAUAUACUUGUGAACCCCCAUCGGGCAUAAAAGCUGGCUUAAUGAGAACGUAUGAUUCGAUGGGUCAAGACUUUUUGGAUUAUAGCGAUAGUCCAUUCUAUCUUCCUCUGAUAUACACGAUAUCAUUCCUACACACUGUUGUCCAAGAGAGACGUAAAUUUGGUCCUUUGGGAUGGAAUAUUCCAUACGAGUUCAAUUCAGCGGAUUGGUUAGCGUCUUGUAUGUUUGUUCAGAAUCAUUUGGAUGUUUUGGAACCUGGACAAUCCGUUAGUUGGACAACCGUCAGAUAUAUGGUUUCGGCUGUGCAAUAUGGUGGUCGGGUCACUGACGAUUACGACAAUCGCUUGUUAACAACGUUUUGUAAAGUGUGGUUCACUGAACAAUUGUUCUCUGAGGACUUCCAAUUUUACAAGAACUACGGCAUAAUGAAGUUCAAGAAUAUACCUGAAUAUAUAGAAGAAAUUGAGAAGAUGAAAACCGUCGAUCCUCCUCAAGCUUACGGCUUACAUACGAAUGCCGAUAUUACUUAUCAGAGAAAUAAAACUCAGGAAUUAUUGGAUACCAUACUCUCAAUUCAGCCGAAAGAGUCGAGUUCAGGAGGCGGAGAAACGCGCGAAGCAUCGGUUUACAGACAAAGUCUGGAAAUGUUAGAGAAAGUACCACCCAAUUUUGAUCCUCACGAAGUCAAAGAAAGGUUAAGAUACUAUGGAAUACUGAACUCGAUGGUUAUAUUUUUGCGACAAGAAAUUGACAGAAUGCAAAAAGUAAUAUCGCUAGUUCGAACAACUCUCAAAGAUUUAUUGCUCGCCAUUGACGGUACAAUUAUUAUGAAUGAGGCGCUCAGAGAUUCGCUCGACAACAUAUACGACGCGAAAGUUCCGAGCAUCUGGCAGAAAGGUUCAUGGUCAUCGUCCACGCUCGGUUUCUGGUUCACGGAAUUUUUGGAGCGGAACAUUCAGUUCUCGAACUGGUGCUUCCAGGCCAGGCCGUUCUCAUUUUGGAUGACUGGCUUUUUUAAUCCUCAAGGGUUUUUAACGGCUAUGCGACAAGAGGUGACUAGAGCUCAUAAGGGAUGGGCGUUGGACAUGGUUUCACUGCACAAUGACGUCACUAAAUCCAUUUAUGAUGAAAUAAAGGCACCACCUGCGGAGGGAGUGUACGUUCAUGGUUUGUUUUUGGACGGCGCGGGUUGGGACCGACGCAAUCAGAGGCUAAUGGAAUCAACACUGAAAGUCUUGUAUACUCAGUUGCCAGUUGUACACAUCUACGCCAUCAACUCCACAGCUCCCAAGGAUCCCAAGCUAUACCAGUGUCCAGUUUACAAGAAACCGCGUCGUACGGAUCUCACUUUCAUUACACCAUUGUGGCUGCCAACUAUCAAAAAUCCCGAUCACUGGAUUCUCAGAGGGGUUGCCAUUUUAUGCGAUAUUAAGUAAAUACAUACAGUUACGAGCUUUCGAGCAGUGCAGUGUGCUUUUCUCGUCAGAUACAUUAUUUUGUAAUAUUUUAAUUUUUAGAAUAUUUAAAGUAAAAUAAAAGUCUAUAUAUAUUUA
Molecule: messenger RNA, 14373 nt
Organism: Melitaea cinxia (Glanville fritillary)
Lineage: Eukaryota; Metazoa; Arthropoda; Insecta; Lepidoptera; Nymphalidae
Gene: kl-3
Product: dynein axonemal heavy chain 8
Exons: 91
Coding region: 199-14256 (4685 amino acids)
Biological process (GO): intein-mediated protein splicing; microtubule-based movement
Cellular component (GO): dynein complex
Molecular function (GO): minus-end-directed microtubule motor activity; ATP binding; dynein intermediate chain binding
Source: RefSeq, a predicted model, not a curated record